GGCCGGCGGGCGGCGCGGGCUGGCUCCCGGCGGGCGGCGCUGCUGCGUUGCCCUGGGAGGCGCCGCGGGCCGGGCGCGGAGCUGCGGGCUCGGGGGUGUGAGCGGCCGGGCAGGGCGCCCCCAGGAUGCUGCGGUUCCUGCGCAGGACCUUUGGCCGGCGGUCGAUGCAGCGCUACGGGCGAGGAGCCGGGCGCGGAGGGCUCGGCGGCGAGGGGGACGAGCGGGACGGGGGGCUGCGGGGAGCAGCCGCCGUCGGCUCGGGAGGCUUCCCCUCCUCGCCGCACCCCGGAGGGGUCGCGCACAGCGCUGGAGCCCCCGUCCACAUCCCAGCGGCCGGCGGCAAUAAGCUGGUGCUGCAGUGCCGCGUCCUUCUCCUGGACGGGACCGAAGUCAGCGUGGAGCUGCCGAAAAAUGCAAAAGGACAGGAGUUGUUUGACCAGAUUGUAUAUCAUUUGGACCUUGUGGAAACUGAUUACUUUGGCCUACAAUUCAUGGAUGCUUCCCAGGUUACACACUGGUUGGACCAUUCAAAAUUCAUUAAGAAGCAAAUAAAAAUUGGACCUCCAUACACGUUGCAUUUUCGAAUAAAGUACUAUUCAUCAGAACCAAACAACCUUCAUGAGGAGUUUACAAGGUACCUGUUUGUAUUACAGCUCCGGCAAGACAUUCUUUCAGGGAAACUGAAAUGCCCAUAUGAAACUGCUGUUGAACUCGCAGCUCUGUGUCUUCAAGCUGAGCUGGGAGAGUGUGAGCACCCAGAGCACACACCAGAACUUGUGUCUGAAUUCAGGUUUGCACCAAACCAGACCGAAGCGAUGGAAUUUGACAUUUUUCAGAAGUGGAAAGAGUGCAGGGGAAAGAGUCCAGCACAGGCUGAAUUGUGCUACUUGAACAAAGCUAAAUGGCUAGAAAUGUAUGGUGUAGAUAUGCAUGUGGUUAAGGGAAGAGAUGGUUGUGAAUAUGCUCUUGGACUGACACCAACAGGCAUAUUGAUCUUUGAAGGAGCCAACAAAAUAGGCUUAUUCUUUUGGCCUAAAAUCACAAAAAUGGACUUUAAAAAGAGCAAGCUAACGCUUGUGGUUGUAGAAGAUGAUGAACAGGGCAGAGAGCAAGAGCACACAUUUGUUUUCCGGUUAGACAGUGCCAAAACGUGCAAACAUUUGUGGAAGUGUGCAGUGGAACACCAUGCUUUCUUCAGAUUGCGAGCCCCAGCAAAUAGCAAAUCUAAUAGAUCUGACUUCAUAAGGCUGGGAUCACGCUUCAGAUUCAGUGGGAGGACAGAGUAUCAAGCAACACAUGGGACAAGGUUACGCAGAACUAGUACAUUUGAAAGGAGGCCCAGCAAGCGAUACCCUUCUCGAAGGCAUUCAACUUUUAAGGCAAACAAUCCUGUGAAAGCAGCACAACUGUGUGCUAAAAAUACUCCUGAAGUCCAUAACUACCAGCCCCCGUAUCAUCCUAAUAUACUUCCUGCUCAGCCACACUGGCAUCCACAUACACCUGUGAAUGUAAGAUACAAUCUUGGCAGUCUUGGCACACAGAUUGAUGAAGAUGAGAAGUUCCACCAGCCUGAUAUCUUAGAUCCAGUGUUACUUCUUUGCACUAGUGAUACGACCUUCAACUUUCAACUAUCAAACAGCAAAACCUGCAGCUCAUCAUAUCAAAGCUAUCCCUUGAACAACAGUGAUCUGCAUCAGUUCAACAUUGAGGAGAACGGAGGAACACCGUAUACUGCAAAAAUGCCUGCAAGGCACCACCACCACCACCGCCAUCACCACCACCUCGCGAACUACGGCGCCCUUGCUCCAGAGAGCAAAGACAUUGUUUCUGCAGUUCCAAACCCAAACAAACUGAGCUCAGGACUUCCCCUUUUUUAUGAUGAAACCUCUCAUCUGAAGAAAAUAGAAACGGAGAGUGUGAAGGUAGUUGGACCAUGGCCAGCCCUGCACGUCAGCAUGAACAAGGGCGAAGACAAGAAAGUACCUGAAAAGACUCUUCAUGCCCCUGUUUCACCUUCAUCUGUACCUGACCAUAUGAAGUGCAACAUCCUUAAAGCUCAAGUGGAAGCUGCUUUUAGAGUAGGCACCCAGAUGGAGAAUCAAACUCCAGUGUGCAUGGGGGUGCUGGAAGCUGAAUCCAGGAGCACGCUGCCACAGAUACCAGAGGCUGUGAAAGAAGAGUCCUCUUUUGUAAAUCCCAGUAAGACCUCCAGCCUGCAGGACCCUAAUGUAAGAAGUCCAGCUCCAGUGCGACCUGAAACUACACCAUCAACUGCCCCUACAGAGAAGCAGGAGGUUAAAGUUUCUCGUGUGAGGAAGUUAACAAGGCAGUACAGUUUUGAUGAAGAUGACCUUCCUCCAGCACUGGCAGCGGCAGCAGCAGCAUCCACACCUGUGUCCUCAGCAUCUCCUGGGUCACAGAAAACAUGUACGCCACAGACGUCAGAAGGACAACCACAGGUUUCACCUGGUGGCAAGAGUUCCACAGACGCUGGAAGUACAUUUGCUUUGGAGCCAGGUGACCUCCUGAUGGAUUUCACAGAGGCCACACCUAUGAUAAAGACAUUCCCUGCUGAUACAUCUAAUCCUUUUUUCGAUCCUUUUCCAACAGUACCACAGUUUUCUGCAGAAUUUGCAGACAGCAAAUUACAAUGCUGUACAGUGCAGUCAUCCCCUAAGAUAACGCUGGUAACUCCAUCGCCAGUACUGAGAUCUUUGGCAGACACUAUACCUACUCCAACGGUGCAGACAGUAUAUACGUCGCAUAAACCGAUUUCACUGGCAGACAGCGCUGAGACUCUGAGGCGUGAACUUGAGAGAGAGAAAAUGAUGAAAAGACUCUUGAUGACAGAAUUAUGAAGUUCGCACUUCCGUCAGAUGGAGACUGGAUCGGGGCCUUUCAUGUGCCUUCUGUCUACAUUCCUCUGCUUCUGUGUACUCAACAUAAUGCACCAGGAAAACGUGUGAUAUACCUGGCUCACCUGGAUUCACUAUGGUUGGUUAAAAUUAAGUCUCAGCUAGACUUUAACUUGAAGGAGUCCCUUUAUUCAUUUGCUGCUGGGAAAUCAACCUUCAAUCCUUUAUCUCUCCUGAGAUUUUAUACUAUUAACACAAUUAAUUUCUGGUUUGGUUUUGGUAAAUCUAGGGCAAAAAGGAUCAGCAAGGAGCAUACUGAUUUCUAUUGGGAAACACUGUUCUGUACAUAUGUUAAUAAGUGCACAGAAAUUAAUGUUAUGCAGAAUAUUUUGAUAGUAACAUAGAAAAUAUGUCAUUUUGUACAACUGAAAAUUGCAAUGAGCUACUGCUAUUUGUUAAAGAACCAUUUUUAAAGCAGAAGAAUGAUUAUUACAUCCUAACCCCAGGACUGUUAGUUUCCACAGAAAAAUAAACGGCUGUCUUAUUCAAUUCCUAACCUUAACCUUCACUCAGAGAUAUAAAUAGCUGCAAAGGGGAAAGACACCCCACCAUACAGGUAUACGCACCCAACACUCCCUAUAGAUUGUCAUCUUGACCUAAACCUUCAACUAAAUCCUACCGUAUUUCCAUUAAUGAAAAAAAUCAGUUGUUUAAAGUAAUUUGCUACUGACUUUCUAGCUUGAUACUGACUUUUUUUAACUGAGUGAGAAGCUUUACCUUCUCCAGGUUGCCUAGGCAUUAGGGCUUGCCCAGACUCAGACAGCUUCUGCCCCAGCACUGAAGGUUGCAGAGCCUCAGCGGUGUGGACAUAGCUCAUGCAGGGAGCUAUUUUUUCCUUCUUGGAUAGAUAAACCACCUUCGUGACUGACAUGAAUUUAUUGAUCACUUUAAAGAAUAGUAACAAUUAUAGUUUAUGGCAUAGCUGUGUCUAUACCCUCUUUUUUCACUCUACUAAUCAGCACAUGUGUACUGGCAAACCUGUGAAGGGUACGCCUGGCUAUACGUCCCCUUCACCUCCAGCACGCAAGCAGCCUCUGCAUUCAGUGGAGCUAUCUCAGGCAUCAGGUGGGGUGGGUGGUCCAGCACUAGCAGAACCGCAGCCCCAGGGAGGGUGUUUAUAGUAUACAGGUAAUGCUACCAACUAUUUCCUAGGUAAAAAAGGAAGAAAGAAGUUCUCCAUUCCCCCCUGUUCAGUAUUGCAGGGUCAUCUAGAAAGCUACCAACAGCUGUCAGCUACAAGGUACUCUUCCAACAGGAAAGCUUUUGUGCGUUUUGUAUGGCUGAAGAUGUAUAUUUUUCUGUUACUCUGUAUGUUCUCUUGUUUGUAUUAAGAUAAAAUAUUGCCCUUAAUUUGAUACUGAUUACAAUGGCUUUAUCUCAACUUAAGCAGUUUGUUUGUGUGAAGCCUGGGAAGUUUUUGAUGUGAGACUGGGUUUCCUUCGGAGUUAACUUAUGCUGUUUUUCUGAAAUGAGAGUUCUUGAAAGCAUUGUAGCACUGUGAAUUGCAAUGUGGAGGUAUAAAAUGACUUGCCUAUUUUAUAUUUACUGGGACAAGAAAUUGGCAUUAGGCUUCCCAGUCAAAUCCACCAACCCCAAAAUUUCAGUUUGCAGUGAAGCGGGGCAAAAAGCCCCACACAAGUAUUAGAUAGAAACUCACUAUACAAAAUGUAAUGAAGUAGCUCAACAUGAGCAAUGGGCACAAGGAGCCACAGAAACACACCUGGACUGCAGAUUUCAGAGCGUUCAGGUGACUUUGUGGGGUGAUCAGAUGUGACUUGUACACUGCCCACCUUCUAGUUACAGUCCCAGAACACUUCUGCUGCUUAUAUUUUAAUGUACCACUCCAUCGAUCCAAGGUUAUUCAAAACAGCUUAGGAACUUUAAACCCCUAUGAAGAAAUCAGAAAGGAGAGGAAAUGCAACAGCCACAAGAGCCUGCCUCUUCCAUGUCCUGUUACUCUUUUCUUGCCGCUUCCCAGAAGGGACUGGGGGGUGGAGAAGAGCAGCCCAUUUUGUCUGUGCUCAAGUGAAAAUGAGCACUGUGAAGAACAAAUAAAAGAAAAUUAUAAUUAAAGCUUCUGUUUUGGGAGAAGAAAGCAAAGUAAGGUUGAGAAUGGCACAGUACUGACUCCAGCUGAACUUGGUCUUCUGCCUACUGUUAGGCAACCCCCAGUUGUAUGUGAACUGGCAGCAGUUUCACAAAGUCAUUGUCAAGGAAAAACAGAAAAAACCCUGAUCUGAAUGCACACAUCAGCUGUACCGAUUGCCAUGGAGUGGACUUUGGGAACCCCGCAAUAUGCCUUCAGGUUUGGGGGCAAACAGAUCCGAUUACGCACAUCAAGGCAGUCUGGUCACAAAAGCAAAAGCCUUUAGCAAAACUGAAUGCCUGACUCAGACCAGCCCAUCAGAUGUUCUGGCCUGUGAUCAAGCUAUUUAUUUACUAUUUUAAAUGCAACCUUUUGCUCCCAUUGUAUAAAAAUUCUGGAGCUGAACUAGAACUGGAGAACAAGAAACGUGAAGCAAGGUUAUUUUACAGCGGCCAAGUCUUUAUAGUAAAGUCGUGCCCUGGCGUAGCCAAGAAAGAGCAGGAACUCCUCCCUCCCUGGCUCCCACCAGGAGAAGAGGGAAAGGCUCGCAUGGCCACUUAGGUCCUGGGGGAUGUUUUCCACAGAACAACCCCAAGUAUGUUGCCUUGUCUUGUUUUAGUGUCUUAUCCACUGGCUGCCACCUAUUCUGCAGCCUAAUGGAGCUUUAUUAAAACUGUUCUACUGUUAUCAAACUAAACUUUUAACUGUGGAAUGUCAUCGCCUUGUUCUUUCUUACUGUGUACGUUCUUCAGCCACGCUUAAGUGUCUCAGUUUUCACAUCCUCUGAAUAAACACUCCUGCCUCACGUCUGGUUGGGAAUUACAGUGUUAGGACACAUGUUACCCAAAACUACUGUAAACAAGACAAUGUCAACAUGAACAUAUGCUGAGGGGCAGAUAGCCUAGAUUUGCCCCUAGACUUUAACUUUACAGGUGUUAAAGGAUACUCUGCCGAGGGUAUGUCUAUAUAACAGUGCAGAAGUAUCUGAGCUAGCUUUAAUGAGCUUCCAUAUGUAGUUGUGGCAGCAUGAAGCCCAGCACAGGCUAUCAUUAUCAUGUACAUUGACGUGUGUAAAGAUAACGCAUUUGGACAGCAGCCUUCUGAAGCAUGGUCUCCAGAGCUGGUGACAGGAAAGGGUGGCUGAAAGGAGUUUGUCUCGUCAGCUCUCCUGGGAAAGGGUUCAUCUCACCUAAUGUUAAUAUGCUCAACUCUCACCUGACGAGAGAUCAAAGGAACUGUCUUCCGGAGGUGCCUCUGACUUAAAUGUCUACCUUUAUAUAGCUUAAGUGAGAUGAAUCCUGCUCUCCGUCCCUCUGGUUAGGUCUACAUUGCAAACCCUUGCCAACACAGACAUAUCAUCCAGGGUGCUUUGAGGUACGACUUGUGAUCAUUGUAGCUCUGCCAGCAAAAGCCUUGCGCGUUAGGUGUAAAUAUACUACCAGAAACACCCUGUUGUCAGAACAGCUUGUGUCCCUUAUGGGGAGAACAGAGAGCUGGAGUAACUGACAGUGGCGUAGUAAGCACAGAGGCUUCGUUAUAGUUGUGCCCUGUUUGGGAGGCACUGGUUGAUGAAACCUCCUGCUAUCGCCAUGCUGGCAAAGCCUGCCAGGGGUGUCCCUGGCUUUUAGCAGUGCCCUGAGUGAUGCUCUGACCCGCUCAGCAGAUCCCAGCUUUCCAGCGUGAAGUCUCUAAGCGGCAGAAUGCAAUGUUGUCAUGUUUGGGUGAUUCCAGCAAAAUUUAUCGGCCAUUUAAAUAGCUAUGCAAGGAGUUAAAUAUUUUCUCAUAUUGCAGUCUCCUAUGGAAGCCAGCCAAUUGUGCUUUGGCUUUGUGUGGUUCAGCUGUUUUCACUAUUUUGUUUUAAAAGGAAUAACCGGGUUUUCUUUCAUUGUUUGGGAUCCCACGUCUCUUAUCAGGUCCCACAGCGUGUGUAGAUUUUUCACGUUUCAAACAUCCUUAGGCCCUGAAAGUGCAAUGUAUGAAAAUUAACUCCUCCAAAGUUUCUGUUCGUGGCUUCACAACUCUCUUGCAACAGGAUGCCUACGUGCCCAUUUGAAACAGAGCUGGCAAUGCAGUGAAAUGUUUCACUGGAGGCAGCAUCGUGUUUUGUUUGCACUGUUUACAACUAUCCUUUGGUUUUCUUUUUUAUUCUUUUUGUUUGUUUCUGAACACAUUUCUGGUUCAUUGGCUACAGAAAAUGACUCGUAAUUAUGCAAUGGGACAGUGUUUCUUUUUUUAACAUUUUUCUUUUUCUUUUUUUUUUUUUAAUGUCCUGAUGUUCAAGGAGUUUGCAAUAAAUAUACUGAGGCUGCUCUGUAAUUGCAUGUAAGAUCAGCCUCACAACUGUGUUUUGUAAAGUUAAGUGCCGUAAAAGAACCUGUAGAUGACGUGGAGAAGGAGGGAAGGGAGAGAGUAAGUGGAGGAGAAGGCUUCUCUGGCAGCUGCAGCUUUGACUGGUGGGUGGCAGCUUUAAAGUAAGACUGCUCACACCAUUUUGUUUCAUCCGAGUAGCAGCAUGUAUCAUCAGACAGUGUAUGAUGGCAUUUUGUUGAAAACAUGCCUAGAGAGAAACUUUUACGGCUCAGCUGUUUACCUGUUCCUGUAUUCAUGCCUGCAAUAAAUGAGAUGAAAAAUAAA
Molecule: messenger RNA, 7635 nt
Organism: Neopsephotus bourkii (Bourke's parrot)
Lineage: Eukaryota; Metazoa; Chordata; Aves; Psittaciformes; Psittacidae
Gene: EPB41L4B
Product: erythrocyte membrane protein band 4.1 like 4B
Exons: 28
Coding region: 126-2858 (910 amino acids)
Cellular component (GO): cytoskeleton
Molecular function (GO): cytoskeletal protein binding
Source: RefSeq, a predicted model, not a curated record